Molecule: messenger RNA, 1700 nt
Organism: Leucoraja erinaceus (little skate)
Lineage: Eukaryota; Metazoa; Chordata; Chondrichthyes; Rajiformes; Rajidae
Product: 14-3-3 protein eta
Exons: 2
Coding region: 126-869 (247 amino acids)
Biological process (GO): signal transduction
Cellular component (GO): cytoplasm
Source: RefSeq, a predicted model, not a curated record
GGCGAACAGACGGAUAGACGGAGGAGGAAGGAAGGAAGGAAGGCGGGCAGCCAGGCAGGCAGGUGGUGGCGGGUAGCGAGUCCGCAGCGCCCGGAGCCUCGCACCUAGCGCACACCGCCUCCGACAUGGCAAGCCGAGAUCAGCUGGUGCAGCGAGCCCGGUUGGCCGAGCAGGCCGAGCGCUAUGAUGACAUGGCGGCGGCCAUGAAGUCGGUAACAGAGUUGAAUGAGGCGCUGUCCAAUGAAGAUCGCAACCUGCUUUCGGUGGCCUACAAGAAUGUGGUGGGGGCUCGCAGGUCUUCCUGGCGGGUAAUCAGCAGCAUCGAGCAGAAGACCUCUGCUGAUGGCAAUGAGAAGAAGCUGGAGAUGGUGCGUGCCUACCGGGAGAAGGUGGAAAAGGAGCUGGAGGUAGUGUGCAGUGACGUGCUGGCCCUGCUCGACAAAUUCCUCAUUAAGAACUGCAACGAGUCCCAAAUAGAGAGCAAAGUCUUCUACUUGAAAAUGAAAGGCGACUACUAUCGCUACUUGGCUGAGGUGGCCUCCGGUGAGAAGAAGGCUGGUGUGGUGGAAUUGUCUGAAGCUUCUUACAAAGAGGCCUUUGAGGUCAGCAAAGAUCAGAUGCAGCCUACUCAUCCCAUCCGCCUGGGCCUGGCUCUCAACUUCUCCGUCUUCUACUAUGAGAUCCAGAAUGCUCCCGAGCAGGCCUGCCAGUUGGCCAAGUCAGCAUUUGACGACGCCAUCGCUGAACUGGACACUCUAAAUGAGGGUUCCUACCAGGACUCGACACUCAUCAUGCAGUUACUGCGGGACAACCUCACCCUCUGGACAACGGACCAGCAGGAUGAUGAAGCAGGCGAAGGCAACAAUUGAUGGUCAUCCCCCUACCUGCCCUUCCUCCCCGCCUUGCCCACCCACCAUAUGUGCUAUAUACCUUAGUGCUGAUAUAUCUACUGUACACACUCCCCUAAAUCUGCUGUAUGCUCAUCAGAGAAGGAAAGAUGCUGAAGUCUUUGCUGUAUUGGUAUUUAAGCCCGUUUGCUGUAGUUUGAAAUUAAGAAUCAUGCAAAAGUGAUUGUCCACAAAUCAUUGAUUGUUUUCUUCUUGGUCCCUUUUUUUUUUAAAGUUCAGAUGGUACCCCUCCCAACCCCUAAAAAUAAAUGACACUUGGUGGUUUAAUCACUAAUCUAGAUCAAUGAUGACAUGUAAUGAUGGCUCAUGACCAAUCACCCCUUGCAUGUGAAAAUUGCAAUAUCCCUGAUGGUCAUUUAAAUUCCAGCGCCGUGUCAAUUUGAUCUUUCCUUAAAUUAACUGUUUACAUGAUUGCUCAUUUUAGCCAAUAAAUAUGUCAUUCUUGAGAUAAAUUUAUAUAAAACUAGGAAGACUGGCCUUUCUGUUGCUGAGUGUUUGUUUUGGGCUAUUUUAAUUUUGUGGAGUCCUGUGAUGUACACAGACCUUGGGUAAUGCCUUUCAUCUGCUUGAAUGUUAUUUUGAUCCUUUUGUCAGGUGUCUGUUUGUACCUAGUAGUUAAAUUUUCUUCUGUAAAACAUCAGCUUUACCAAUCAGUUUUCAAGCUGGUGUCAUUGAGCUUGGAGGAUUGUCAGAAAGCUGCGAGGAUAAUAAAUGAUAUCUGAUGGAAUGCCAAAAUUUAAUUCAAUGUUGAGUUGAAUGGAUGAUAAUAAAUGCUGCCUCGGCUAUAACAUG